AGAGAGGCGUCUGGGCAGUGGGGUCGACGAGCCUGGCUGGUGCUGGGUGAAUGCUGCCUGGCGAGGACAAGGGGUGAGGCGGCAGCGGCAUCGACUCGAAAAAGGAGCAUGGCAUCCACAGGCAUGCAGAUAUUUGGAUUUGUCCUGGCACUGUUGGGCAUCAUGGGUGCCAUGGUAGCCACUCUGCUGCCCAACUGGAAGGUCAGCGCAGAUGUGGGCUCCAACAUCAUCACAGCGAUCUCACAGAUGCAGGGACUAUGGAUGGACUGCACAUGGUACAGCACAGGGAUGUUCAGUUGCACGCUUAAAUAUUCAGUGCUUUCACUACCGGCGUACUUGCAGACUGCCCGUACCACCAUGGUCCUGUGCUGCGUACUGGCUGCCAUGGGCCUCUGCCUUGCAUCCCUGGGACUCAAAUGCACACGUUGGGGAGGUGGACGGCGCUCCAAACGGCAUGCUGCGAUUGCCAGUGGUGGCUGCUUUGUCGCUGCAGGCUUUCUGUGUCUGGUGCCUGCUUCCUGGUUUACCAACGAGGUCAUCACCAACUUCCUGGACUCCAGUGUGCCCGAAAGCAAUAAGUUUGAGCCUGGGGGUGCUGUGUACGUGGCCUUUGUUUCAGCAGGAUUCCUCUUAAUGGGGGGGUCCAUCUUUUGCAUGUCCUGCUCGGGGAAGAGGCAUGGCCCCCAGGACCUGGUCCUGCUCCCUCCCCCUGACAAAUUGCUGCUACAGCAGCAGCAGCAACAGCUGCUUCAGCAGCAGGAGCUCCAGCACCAGUACUGCUCUCUCUCCCCAUUAGACAAUAAGACUGGCUACAGCCUGCAGGACUAUGUGUAA
Molecule: messenger RNA, 834 nt
Organism: Scomber japonicus (chub mackerel)
Lineage: Eukaryota; Metazoa; Chordata; Actinopteri; Scombriformes; Scombridae
Product: claudin-20
Exons: 1
Coding region: 109-834 (241 amino acids)
Biological process (GO): cell adhesion; bicellular tight junction assembly
Cellular component (GO): plasma membrane; bicellular tight junction
Molecular function (GO): structural molecule activity
Source: RefSeq, a predicted model, not a curated record